AGUGUUUGAAUAAGUAAAACCCCUAGAAAUAAGCGUACUUACAGACAGAACACACAGUGUCCACCACAUAGUCCACGCGCGUGUCUAAUUUUCUUCUUUGUUUCUCUGCCUCUAAUUUAGGCUUGUCUUGGCGGUGAUUUUGUGCUGGAGAUCUGUUGUUCGAGUUUGCUUGAUUGAGAGACUUGGAAAGUGACUGGAAAUGACCAGUCAGAUGAACACUAAAGUUCGAUUGGUAAGAUGUCCAAGAUGCCGGCAGGUUCUUCCUGAGUUGGCAGAUGUUCCUGUGUAUAAAUGCGGAGGAUGUGGUGCAAUUCUACAAGCUAAAAAUAGGAAAAGAGAUACUCAAGACACAGGAUCACUUGUACCUGAUGCAGAUCCUUCCCAGACACAUGGCCUGGACCAUGUGAUAACACCUUCUAUGAAUGAAUCUGAUUCAGACAAAUCUCUCGAAAGGCAUGGGAGUGGUCUUGAUCGCAGAAAGGAGGGGCUUGGAGGUUUAAAUCAGUCUCAUGAACGUCAUGAUUCGGAUGUCAGUUCUUGUCAUGACAAUACAGGGUCAUCACCAGAAACCAGCGGACAUGCAGAAGUGGAGGAGAAUAAAUUUCCAUUGGUCCAAUAUGACGCAGAGAAUCAAAACAAACUGGGGGAUGAUGAUAGCCGGCAUCCUCAAGACACUUGUGCACCUAAUGAAAUCUUGUCAUCACCUGAAGUUGAUCUUCACGAGGACAAAUCUUUGUCACCAAGAAAAGAGGAUGAAAAUCGAUACUCAUCAGGAAAUAUCAGUGAUGGAGGUCAAAAUGAUUCUCAAAUUAGCAAGAAGGAAUUGCCUAUAAGCACAACUUUUUCAAGGGAUAUUUCUUCUUAUGAUGAAUCUUCUGAAAAUGGAAAUUUUUCACCAGCAUCAGCAAAUGAUAGAUAUAUAGACGAGGAUUCAGAGAAUCAUUCAAGGUCCAGAAGUCCAGCUGCAGUAGCUUAUCCUGACACUAGUCCAGAGGGCCGAGCCCACAAGGCACAGAGUUCCUCCACUGAAAGUGAUUCUCCAGAUAAUCAGAUGUUUCCUUUCUCAGAUUCAAUGAAACAAGCUCAGGAGGAAACUCUCCCAGACUUCCAGCGUGUUAGCUCAGCUGACACCUUGGAAAAUAUGCCCCAAGUUUAUGCCAGAAACGACCUUGGUGUUACUCUUAGAUCGCCAACUGCGAAAAAUUACUAUGCCUAUGACGUUAACACAUCUUCUUGUGAGGAAACUGAAAAUCAAGUUCCCAGCCAGCAUUUUCGCUCAGCAAGAAGGAACUUUAAGGACACUGAAUCAAAUAGUACCAGAGGAAUGCCUAAAAAUGAAGAAUUAAUGGUUAAUCAUAGAAUGAGUAAUGAGACCGUACUCCCUCCUCGUCCAAUCAAUUUCUCAGAAAAUGUAUCAGUGAAAAAGCAUCAAAGCAAAGGAAGCAAUUGGAAUCGAGGUGAGUUACAUGAACCUACAAGGCAUAGUCAUCCAAUUAACAAUACGAUUAUGGAGAGAGGUGAAUACCUGUCUAGACCUCCAAUUUAUUCGAAGGUCUCUCAACCAGUCAGAGAUGGCAGCUCUUCGAGUUAUGAUCAAAGAAGUUUACCUGAGAGAACAGUAGACCCUGAAUCUGAUAAGAUGGAACUGUUAAAAAUGGUCUAUGAACUGCAGGAUCAACUUAAUAGAGCUCAUCUAUCUAAAGGUAGAGUGCAUGAUAAAUUCAGUGGUAGAGUUGCUAAGGAAGAAGAACUAUUACAUGCACACAGUAAUCUCUUUGUUCCUAAUAAAGAAAGAUAUCCUGAGCCAAAUUAUCCCAGGUAUCCUGAACGACGUGAUAAUGAUAGAUAUUGGUCGCAGCAAGCACCACACAUGGGAUUUUCAGGGGAUGCCAAUCACUACAGAAACGAAGUUGACUGUUCCUGUUCGCGUUGUUACCGUCAAGAGCAUCAUUACUCGGCACAGAUGCCUCGAUAUGCCUACUAUGAUGAAAGGCACAAUAUGGCCUAUCAUAGACACAAUAGUCACAGUCCCCACCAUUCUGCUUCUGGAAGUCCUCAUCAUUAUAUACCUUCUGAGUUUAUGUGGAGUCGUGAGUCAGAUGGUAAACCUGAAAAAAGUUACGAGGUUAAUAAGCAGCAGCAGCCAGCAAAGCAACACUUCCGACCAAUAGCAGGUGGGGCUCCUAUUAUUGUAUGUUAUUGUUGCAAUGAAAUCCUUCAGUUGCCAGCAGAUUUUCUCCUAUUUAAAAGAAGAUGCCAUCGGUUGAGAUGCAGUGCAUGUACUGCAGUCUUAAAAUUUUCGUUAGAACACCGGAUCCAUUUAGUUGAAUAUAGCGCUGAACCGAGGACACCUCCAACCAGUGAGGUUGGAGGGUACACUGAGACGAUGAAUUUGGCAUCAGCAUCUCGUGCAAGUGAUUAUCAACACGGUGAUCCAGUGUCAUCUUCUGAUGAUUAUGGGCAAUCUUAUAACAGAAGCUCGACAGAUACAGAACAUUUCUCUCCAGCUCCAUUUCAGAUCUCAAAUGAGACAUCAGAUCGCCAGAAAUUGUCAGCUAGUAACCCUUUCGAGAGCAAGAAGGACGGGAAGAAAAUUAUCAUACAAGACUCUAGAAAUACUUACAAGAGUAGUAGGGAAACCUUUGAGCUUGGAGGACCUUCCAAGGUGUUUGAGCCAGUGAAUGUCUCAGAAAUAGAAGAAGUAUCAGAAGGCGGUUCUCCCCUUCAUCGGCUUAUGGGGUAUCCAUCCCCAGGCCGUCUUGUAUAUCGAUAUUCAGCUGAUGUCUGAUAUGAGGACAUAUGCUCCAGCCAUCAGGAUGUUUAGGGACAUGGGCAAAGGUGAAAUGAGUUGUGACAGUCUGCUUGCUAGAUCUUGAUUUGCUGUACAGUUUAAAUAGGAGUCAGGCUUAUUAAAGUGGAGGUACAGAUAUAUUAUGUGCUCUAUGUAAAUAGAUGUUCCGUAAUCCAUAGAGUUAAAGUUCUAUAUCUUCAUUCGUGUCAGCAUAUUUCAUUACAUGAAUUUUGAAAUUUAUAGUUUAUUGUGUAACAUAUAUUCGCUUUGAAGCAUUGUUUGUAUCAAUGUUACCAUUUUUGGUAGCAAUUGUUAUGUCAUAUUGAGGUUUUUGUUAUA
This is a messenger RNA of Daucus carota subsp. sativus, 3130 nucleotides long. RefSeq names its product protein ENHANCED DISEASE RESISTANCE 4. The coding region runs from base 200 to 2788 and encodes 862 amino acids. Gene Ontology annotation, biological process: regulation of defense response to fungus. The record is from RefSeq and is a predicted model, not a curated record. Lineage: Eukaryota; Viridiplantae; Streptophyta; Magnoliopsida; Apiales; Apiaceae. The transcript has 3 exons.